AUGCCGCAGACGACGGUAUUGCCAGCCGCGAAACGAAAUCAUGAUGACAGCCUGGGCCGCUGCCGCAAACUGGCGGAUCCCAAGCUGCCAGCUGUCAGCCACGCCCAAAAGCCAUAUCGUUCGUUUGAGAGCCCUCGCAUGAUCGUGGACAAGGUAGCGACGCUGGUCGACAAGAUUUCUCAACGCAUAUCGUCUGACACGGAUGGUACCAUUCUACCUACGCCACGCUCACCGCCUGUGAUGGGAAGGUUGUCCAGGGCUAUCGAGGUUGGAACAAAGUUCAAGGAUGUAACGAUCCCGGCAUUGCGAUCCACCGCAAGAGAAGAGGCCAAUAUGUCUCGGGGUUUGACAACUCCUUGGCGAGCAGAGGCGGUUCAGCCUGGGAGCAAGGCGGCUGCAGCCGAGAGCCUGCAAAUUGACGAGGUGCCGUGCAUUUACUCCUUUCUGCGCAAACAGUUUGCCGACGUGAACUUGCACAAUCGGAGGGCUGUGACGGAGUCCGACUUGAUCUCGUUCGUCCGCUCCAGAGCAAGACAUAUGGGUCAUGUUCCCGCAGACUUCGAAGAUCUUCUUCGCGAAAGUGGCCGACGCUGCUUCCAGCAGGCCGCUGUGCGAAAGGAAGGAUUGGGUUCACUUUGGCUUGCUUCUGGUGUCUUCACCUUCAGCGCCCACGCAGCUGCUGAACAGGAUGUGGCCAUGAGCGGAAUAUUCACCCUGGUCUACACAGCUCUUGCCUGUUGCGGCUACGUCGUGAACUGGUCGCACCGACGCUUUGCAGUGCCUGCAUGCUGUACAGUAUCCUUUGAAGACGAACAGAAGCAAGCCUUCCAGCGGUGGGAGACGCAUUGGAAGAACAAGGCAUCUCAUCUGGAGUUGCUCCGCUCACAAAUGGAGGAUUUCGGUGUGACACAGGAGUACCGCGAUGCAUCUUCCACUCAACGCGUGCUGUUCGAUGCUGCGCUGGACAGCAUGAGAUAUGUGGUGGCGACAUACGGCAUCUGCUUUGACACACUUCUGGAGUAUGCUGCCGGAAUGUUGUGUUUCUCAUGUCAGCCUCACUGGCAUCACCAACUCCUUCUGGACGACUCCAGGGUGUUGCUUCUCAGGAUUGAGGAAAGCUCGAAUAAUGAGCUUUGGGACCACUGCAGCCCGUUGAGCUCUGCUGCGAAAGAGUUGGAUCAUCGGAUACAAGAUUCCAUGUUGGCUAAGCGCUUGACUUCGUCUUACAUUGAUUUCCGAAUGUUUGAUGACAGGAUCCGCCUGUCGCAGUACAUGGAGUCAGUUGGACGCAUCAUCAUGCGGGGCCCCAACGAGCAUGCUCUGAAGAAGACCUCUGAUCUGUCGGGAAGUCCGUCCAAAGUGGCGGCGCUUCGGUUAUUGAGUGAUCCACAUCCUAAACAUCAGACUAUCCAGAAUCAGAGCUCCAGCAUGCAAGGACAGUCUCGCUUCAUCUCUCCCGUGGAAGACGGCCGUAAGUCUGGCUUUGUUUUCCAUGUCUUCCCUCGAGAUCCGCUUCCUGGAAGCGGAGGGCGAAGACCUUUCAUUCUGGAAGGCUGCCUCCUGCUCCUUCUGCAGGUUGUAUAG
Symbiodinium necroappetens is the source of this 1584-nucleotide messenger RNA. The record is from the annotation of a GenBank genome assembly. Lineage: Eukaryota; Dinophyceae; Suessiales; Symbiodiniaceae.